Molecule: messenger RNA, 435 nt
Organism: Ilex paraguariensis (yerba mate)
Lineage: Eukaryota; Viridiplantae; Streptophyta; Magnoliopsida; Aquifoliales; Aquifoliaceae
Source: the annotation of a GenBank genome assembly
AUGGUAGCAAGUAACGUCGGCCUUGGAGAAAUGGCUAACAGGUUGGCAACAGGAUUCUCGCUAUUCCUCUCAUUCAUGAUAGAUAAGCUACACCAUUACAUAAGGGAAUUACGCUUACUCAGGAAAACUAUGGAGGCUGCAAAGAAACAGAACCGAGGUUUUGAGGAUAGUAAGAAUGGCAGUGCAGAUGAGCUCAAAGCCGUUGGUGAGGAGAUUUCCACAUUGAAGACAAAGAUCAAGAAGCUGGAAUCUGAAUGUGAGACAAAAGACAAAGAGGUGAAGGCUGCUGAAUCCAAUUCACUGGCUUUUAAAAAUCAAUCUGCAGGAUUCCUUCUUGAAUAUGACCACUUGCUGGAGGAGAAUCAAAACCUUCGAAAUCAGUUGCAGUCAAUUGACCAGAGCCUUCCCCAUUCUGAUGGCAAAAAGAAUAUGUAA